Puccinia graminis f. sp. tritici CRL 75-36-700-3 is the source of this 2144-nucleotide messenger RNA. RefSeq lists its product as uncharacterized. The record is from RefSeq and is a predicted model, not a curated record. The coding region runs from base 1 to 1905 and encodes 634 amino acids. Lineage: Eukaryota; Fungi; Basidiomycota; Pucciniomycetes; Pucciniales; Pucciniaceae. The transcript has a single exon.
AUGCAUGUCCAAUCAAGCACCCAGGUUCUAUCAAAGCUUUCGGAUCAACAAGCCAAUGGUCAAAGAUUAGAACACCGGUUGAUUUUCAAACCAUUUAUCGAUGGAAAGAGUGGAGUGGAGAAGAUCAGAUUAAGGCUUUCCCGACAACCACCAACCAAUCACUCACCGUCAAGGGGAUUGUUGAGCCCCCAAAAGCCGAAAAGUAGGCUUUCCAGAGAGGACACUUAUAACGAGGCACCAGCUAUAAAUACAAAGGAAGAAUCAUUGAAUUCCAAAACUAGUGCGGGUCUCCAUGGCAAGAGGCUAUCAGAAUUGAGCAAAAAUGAACUCCGAUCGAUUUGCUUUCCUAGUAGAUGGGGUCAAUCAUCUUCCUUCCCUGGAAAAUAUGGAGAAGACCAUAGAAGAGAAUUGCAUAAGUUAAGGAAUACUCUUGAAAGUAUUAACAGUGCGAAAAAUGCUUGGAAUGAAAACAAGAUUUGGAAGACUCUCUUGGAAAAUAAAGAGGACUUCUCACUUUAUCGCCGUCCCAGUCGGGGAGAAUACAUCCAACCACUCUCGCAGAGGGUUGCAACAAAUCAGGAAACACUUAUGCGACAAUUGAGAAGGGUUCAAGAAGCUGGAUUCAAAAUCACCCUGCAAGAGCAUGAAUUGACUGAAAAAAUCGCUAGCUUCUCCUUUGAACCCAAACAGGCAAUCGAGCUUUCUCCCGACGAAAAAAAGUUGCUCGAGGAGAUUACUCGUCGCACAGUCGCAAUUAGAAGACAAGAGCAGGCUCUGGAUCUUCUAAGGAGUUUCAAGAAAUUCCAGCAAGAAUUUAAAUUGGGUAGAAAUAAUCAUGAAGAUCUAGACCUCAUUGUUAGAGCACUUCAGGACUUGGGUGCUGAGGAAAGAGAGGGUCAAUUCUGGACUGAAUAUGAUGUGGCAUUAAUCAGGGCCUUGGAAAGUGAAAGUAAAAAUCUUAGAAAGGGUGAAAGUAACCUCAACAACAUAGCAAAAAAUCUGAGAAACCAGAAGGCUUAUGUGGUAUUAAAAAGCAAGGAUUAUAUCCGGCCACCGAAUAUGAAGGAAAUCAGAUUUAGAGAGAAAGUGAAGAAAAAUACUGCAUACUACCAAAGGAUUCAUCCACAUAAAGUCAUUGAGUUGCUGACCAAACAAGAAUCUCAAGAGGUUAAAAGACUAGCCAAGCAGUAUUACUGGAUGAGAGAGCAGCUUUGGACGCCCUCAAGCUCUGAGUUAAUUGAAAGAGCAAGACAAGAACUAGAAACUGAUCAAGGCUUAUCAGUUGUGGAGAUGCCAAUCCAAACAUUGAGAAAGGUUCAAGAGAAGAAAGGAAUAGAAAACAGUGUAGAGCCCACUGGGAUAAAUACAGUAGAAUCAGCCAAAAAUAAAGAAGUUCUCAGUAAGAUGCCUUUGUCAACUAGGGUUAAAAUUCUUGGAUUGGCGCUACGUAAAACACCAGUUACUGCUUCAGGUGAAAGUGCCUUUGAAGACCUGGCACGUCAAGAAAACUUGAUGAGGGCUUGUCAAGAAAGAGUCAAAGAUCAAGAAUUAGCACUAAGGCUGAUCCAGAACAUCAAAUUAGAGGAGUUGAAUGAGCCGGAAUGGCAGAAACUUCAAUACCUCUUUCCUCAUGAACUGGAAGGAAUAGCUCAUCUCAUUAAGAUUCCUUCUCAGGAUAAUUAUUCCAAGGUUGUUUUUGAUCAAAUGUUGAGCCUCAUUCAGACAGCUUCGGAUCGGAUCAAACUCAGUCAACACAUGCCAUUCAACAAUCAUCCUGGUCAUUUUCUUUUGAUGGAAGCAGAAUCCGAGUGGAGCCACUUAAAGUCUUACUUCACUAGACAUCAUGCAAUCUACAAGUUCCACAAUCCCCAGCUGGUGACAAAUAGACAAUCUUACGAUCAGUGACAUGAGCUCUUCAGAAGCAGAAUCCAAAUGGAGCCACUUGAAGUCUUACUUCACAAGACCUCAUGCAAUCUAUAACUUCCACAACCCUCAGCUGGUCCCAAAUAGAUGAUUUACUGCCUUACAAUCAGUGACAUGAGCUCUUCAAAUCUUAGGUCCAUGUCCAGCUUACAACUUUCUUAAAAGUUCCACUAAGAAAAUCAAAACAAAUCUUCUUUUCUUGAUUGUUUUGAAUUUAUCAG